Messenger RNA from Rotaria sordida, 918 nucleotides. NCBI's taxonomy places the organism in Eukaryota, Metazoa, Rotifera, Eurotatoria, Philodinida, Philodinidae. The record is from the annotation of a GenBank genome assembly.
AUGUUCGGUAGUAAUAAAUUUCUUUUAUCUCAUGGUGUUACUCAUGUAAUUGCUCCAAAACAAUUGUUGAUGAAACUUGUAGCAACAUUCGUAUUCAUUCGUCGAAUAUUGCAUCCAUAUGACGUUCUUGAAGCUCAAUAUGGUUCUGAUAUUCGUCCGGGUGGUCACUGGUUUCCAUCAAGAUGUCAACCUGAGCAACGCAUUGCUAUUAUUAUUUGUUAUCGAAAUCGUGAACAACAUUUUAAAAUACUUCUCGACAAUCUACAUCCAUUUCUUCAACAGCAACAACUGGACUACACGAUAUUUGUUGUGAAUCAACAUGGACAAGAACUAUUUAAUCGAGGAGCAUUAUUCAACAUAGGCUUUAUUGAAGCCAAAAAGUAUUAUCCAUUUACUUGCUUUAUAUUUCAUGAUGUUGAUUUACUACCAGAAGAUAGAAGAAAUAUUUAUACGUGUGCCGAUCAACCUCGACAUAUGUCAGUAGCGAUGGAUAAAUUUGACUACAAAUUAGUUUAUUCGACAUUCUUCGGUGGUGUUACAGCUUUUAAGACCGAUGAUUUUCUUGGCACUAAUGGCUAUUCGAAUGUUUAUUGGGGUUGGGGUGGCGAAGAUGAUGAUAUGUAUUCACGUGUUGUCCAUAAGUUGAAAAAACCAAUAACAAGAUAUCCUAUUGAGAUUGCUCGAUACAAAAUGAUCCGUUCAAAUGAGCACAUAUCAGCUCCAGCGAAUCCUCAUCGAUUCAAAAUACUUCGUUCACAAUACGACUUUAAACUUGAUGGCAUCAAUACGAUUCAAUAUCGACUUCUUGGAGUGACUUUUUAUAAAUUAUUUACACUUGUCAAUGUCACACUAAGCCAAGAAACAUACGAACAGAUACGCAUUCGACUACAGAUGAAAAAGCGCACCAGAAAACGAUAA